GAAAUUGGUACGGUACGAUAACGAUGACGUAAAAUCACAGCCAUGACGACAUCGAGCGAAAGGUGCGCAAGCAAUCUCGAGUGUAAAUGUAUAUAUGCACACAUACAAGAGCAGAAAACAGGAGAGACAUGCAUAAAAAAUACACAGCUGAAUUUAAAAGAGACCAAAAACUGCUACUCUUAGCUAUCGUCAACCGAAGAUAAACUUAACGCAAAGCGCAUAUAAGUAAGUGAGGGAAGGUGAAGAGGGAUGAUACUUUCCGUGUGGAAGAGGGUGCUAUCCUGCUAGAGAAGAUUAUUAUUUUCCUUCGUCGUAGAGGGGUGCACGCGUGCAUAAGAAAAGAAAGUAUAUUAUACCAAGUAAAAUAUACGAAUGGCAGAAAGAAAGAAAGAAAGAAAGAGGGAUAAGGAGAGAAACUUCGCACGUAGAUGAACAUAACAUGAGAAAAGAGAAGAGGUUAGGGUGGGGGUAAUAGAAGACUGGGCAAAAGAAAAAGAAAGAGGAAGAGUAGAAGGGGAAAUGAUAGAAGAGAGGAGGUAAGCAUGUUGAACAGGGGCCACGGGGAUCUAAACAUAGCAUAUGCUCGAAAUAUAACAAGGCAGAACUUUAGCCAGGAGGCACGCAAACUUAACGCGUACACAUAUCGACGUGGGUUCUCCAAAAAUUUGGAAACUUAAAAAAGAGAUAGUAGAGGGAGAGAAGAAGACAGAAAGAUCAAAGCGUCGAAUACGACGUUUAGUUCGUAGACAUCAGUUGAUAAAUUGAAUUCGUUCGCUAGGAACAAGCUCACGAUGCAAAACAACAAAUCGCUACGAGUCCUGAGGACACCGAGGAUAUGCCUGCUGGUCAACAAGGACCACAAGUUCCAAGACGUCGUGGUGGUAUCUCGGCAGAGCCAGUAUCAGAGGAAGAUGCAACUAGCUAUGUUAAAAAAGUUGUACCGAAGGAUUACAAAACAAUGGCUGCUUUGAGCAAAGCUAUCGCUAAAAAUGUUCUAUUUGCACAUCUCGAUGAAAAUGAACGAUCCGAUAUAUUCGAUGCUAUGUUUCCUGUUACCUUUUUACCUGGAGAAGCGAUCAUACGUCAAGGUGACGAAGGUGACAACUUUUAUGUAAUCGACCAAGGCGAGGUUGAAAUAUUCGUUAAUGGUGAAUUAGUAACGACUAUUGGAGAAGGUGGAAGUUUUGGUGAACUUGCACUAAUUUAUGGGACUCCACGUGCUGCUACAGUAAGAGCCAAAACUGAUGUUAAAUUAUGGGGCAUAGAUAGGGAUUCCUAUCGUCGAAUUUUAAUGGGUUCGACAAUUAGGAAACGAAAAAUGUAUGAGGAAUUUCUUUCCAGAGUCUCGAUUUUAGAAUCUUUAGACAAAUGGGAAAGACUUACAGUGGCUGAUGCCUUAGAACCAGUUGCGUUUGAUGAUGGAGAAAUGAUAGUAAGACAAGGUGAACCUGGUGAAGAUUUUUACAUCAUUGUUGAAGGAACUGCUGUAGUAUUACAACAACGUUCGGAAGGAGCGGAACCUCCUGAACCUGCGGAAGUGGGUCGUUUAGGCCCAUCUGAUUACUUUGGGGAAAUAGCAUUACUACUGGAUCGACCAAGAGCAGCUACAGUUGUAGCUAGGGGUCCUUUAAAAUGCGUCAAAUUAGACAGAGCCAGAUUUGAACGUGUCUUAGGACCUUGUGCUGACAUUCUGAAACGCAACAUUACUCAGUAUAACAGUUUCGUAUCCCUUUCGGUAUAAAUUCAAACAGCACGAAAAAACCGUACCAAUCAUACAGAUUCCAAUUUUUCAGACACUAUGCUUCAACAACAACAACAAUAAUAAUAACAAACCUAUUGUUAAACAUUUUUCUAUUUCGUUAGUGCUUCAUUUAUUAAAAUGCAUAUUAUAUGUCGAGUAUUAUUAAUAUACAUACAUAUUGUAUAUCAUUAGAAAAAAGAAAAAAAAAAUAGUAAAAAUAAGAAAAAAAAAAAAUAAAACGAAAAACACUUAGUAUAUAAGAUUAUUAUUAUAACGCACUCUAUAUAAUAGCUGACGAUUCAUAUAACAAAAAUUCUUCUGGUUAUAUUGUGUAAAUUGUGUUUCUACAAAAAUAUCAUUUAUCUAUUGUUUUUUUGUUAACGAUCAAUUUCUAAAUUGAUCAAUUUGUAUUCUUCUGAUCAUUUGUUAUAUUUAGACGCACGUAUUUAUACAAUAUUAUUACUUUUGUAUUAUCAUAAAUUUUGAGAUAAAUAAUGCUUUCAAAUAAGGUCGCUGGUCGACUGUGGUAAAUAUUUUAUGGUAUUCAAAUGAUUGAUAAUCAAAAUGUUCUUUUUAGCUUAUAUUAUUUGUUACAUAUUACAAUAGCAUCACUACAUUGAUAAUAUUUCUAUAACAAAUAUGUAUAUGAUAAAGCACAUACAUAUAAUGCCCAAUUUAUGAUUUAUAACACAGGUAUUGAUAAAUGAUGAAACAAGUCGCAAUUAAUAAACUGAAAGUGCGUUUAGAUUUGAUUUAUAU
This is a messenger RNA of Polistes canadensis, 2500 nucleotides long. RefSeq names its product cAMP-dependent protein kinase type I regulatory subunit (gene Pka-R1). The record is from RefSeq and is a predicted model, not a curated record. Gene Ontology annotation, biological process: regulation of protein phosphorylation. Gene Ontology annotation, molecular function: cAMP-dependent protein kinase regulator activity. Gene Ontology annotation, cellular component: cAMP-dependent protein kinase complex. Bases 836 to 1741 code for a protein of 301 amino acids. The transcript has 5 exons. NCBI's taxonomy places the organism in Eukaryota, Metazoa, Arthropoda, Insecta, Hymenoptera, Vespidae.